GCCAUGUCUGACCAUCACCGGUCGGGACAGUAGAGUUUUUUUUUUUACACCGUGAGAGAAAAAAGGGUGAAAAAACAAUGCGCUCGCAGCGGCGUGGAGACACCGUGACGCUACGUCAUUGACGCAUGUGACAGGGAAACACGCGUUUUCAGGGAUUUUUGUGUUACUGGAAAGCGGAGUCGGAGGAAGUCCAAGUCUUGUCGCAGUCUAUCAGCAGCAGCAGUAACAACAGCAGCGUGGUGGCGCGUGGAUUACCGUGGACAAUAGUCUCAGCAGCACAAACACCAGCAGCCUGUGGGCGUUGGUGGCGCCGUUGAGAAGAUGGACAGGAUGAAGAUAAUCAAGCGCCGUCUGUCCAUGUCUCUACGCAGCGCUCGACCUGUCGACGACUCGCUCUCUGAACUGGCCGAACAGAUAACGCUGGACGAGUCGACGGUGGCCAGAGACAACGAGCCGGUGGUGGUGUGCUCCUUGCACCCUCCUGCCUCCCACAGUGCUCCCUCCUUCCUGCGUCAGUACGCCAGUCAUCUGGGUCGCACCGCGCUGCGCAGAGAACCGGGCGGAGGCCUGGAAAGAGACAGAGCCUUCCUGAGUCUGCACAGGACUGGAUCCCUGGGUAUCGUACACGAGAACGUGAAGAUGGGUUCAGACGGAGAGAGCGACCAGGCGUCAGGGACGUCGUCUGAUGAGGUCCAGAGUCCAGUCAGGGUCCGGAUGAGGAACAACCACCAUCGACGCAUCUCUAAUGAAGACAUAAACAAGCGUCUGUCUCUCCCGGCUGAUAUCAGACUACCUGAAGGAUAUUUGGAGAAGUUUGCGAUGAACAGUCCGCCCUUCGACAAACCCAUGAGUCGCAGACUACGACGAGCUUCACUGUCUGAGAUCGGCUUUGGGAAACUGGAGACCUACAUCAAACUGGACAAACUUGGAGAGGGAACCUACGCCACAGUGUUCAAGGGUCGCAGCAAGUUAACGGACAAUUUAGUGGCUUUGAAGGAAAUCAGGCUGGAGCACGAGGAGGGCGCCCCCUGUACGGCCAUCAGAGAAGUGUCUCUCCUGAAAGACUUGAAACACGCCAACAUCGUCACGCUUCAUGACAUCAUCCACACGGACAAGUGUCUCACACUGGUGUUUGAGUACCUGGAAAAAGACUUGAAACAGUACAUGGACGACUGUGGCAGCAUCAUGAGUGUUCACAACGUCAAGAUCUUUCUGUUCCAGCUGUUACGAGGUCUGGCGUACUGUCACCGCAGGAAAGUCCUGCACCGAGACCUGAAACCUCAGAACCUGCUCAUCAACGACCGAGGAGAACUCAAACUGGCUGACUUUGGUUUGGCUCGAGCGAAGUCUGUUCCCACCAAAACGUACUCAAAUGAAGUCGUGACGCUGUGGUACCGCCCACCUGAUGUUCUGCUGGGCUCCACCGAGUACUCCACGCCCAUCGACAUGUGGGGUGUGGGAUGUAUCUUUUAUGAAAUGAUCACAGGCAGACCGUUGUUCCCCGGAUCGACUGUGGAGGAUGAACUUCACCUCAUAUUCCGCAUCCUUGGGACUCCUACAGAAGAAACUUGGCUCGGCGUCACCACCAACGAUGAGUUUAAAACGUACAAUUUCCCUCAGUACAAAGCAGAACCUCUCGUUAACCACGCCCCCAGAAUCGACAGCGACGGUCACGACCUUCUGUCGAUGCUUCUCCAGUUUGAGGCAAAAAAGCGAGUUUCAGCCGAGGACGCACAGAAACACUCGUACUUCAGGACUCUGGGAGACCAGGUCCAGACGCUGGCCGACACUGCCUCCUUGUUCUCAGUCAAAGGCGUGGAGCUGCACAAAGACCCGGGGAAGAGAUCGUCCGUUUAUCCAGAGUCAAUGCUGGUCCAUAAGUUAGGCUCUGCUCCCUCACAGUUCUUCCAGAGAGAAUCAGCCAAUCACAGACCUCAGAGUCACAGUCUGUCGUCCACCUCUACUGGCUGAGUGUCUCAGGGGAAGAGCAGGAGACAGAGUGUGUUGUUUUAGACGCUGAGGACAGGAGGACACAUGGAGUUGGCCCCGCCCCCCGUGACACACAUUCACUGACCCUGAGACACUGAAGGAGUGAUAAACACUGAAAAAGACAGUAAAAACACACACACACACACCUAAGGCUGAAGAAUUCAUACUUUAUUAAAGAUAUAAAUUAAAAAGACUUUAUAGACGGAAAAACGUGAAAACUUUGGAGAUUGUCCCACGUCGCUGCCGCCGCCGCUGCUGCUAUUACCACCACUGAACAGGAGAGGGCAGCAAUUAAGGAAGUGAUUGAACUCAAACAGAAGUGAGAGGAUGAAGGAGUGAACGCAGACGAAGAGAAACACACGACUCUGAAGGUGAAGGUUUUUUUGUUGUUCAUUAAGAGACACACACACACACACACUCUGAUAGUUCAGUUCUUUGAAGUGUGUAAAAAGUAAACUCAUCUGAAAUGUAAUUGUGUAGUGAAACAGUUAAAUUCACUCACACAGGAUUUUUUAGCCAUUCAACAAAAAUCUAAGGUAAUAAAAUCUACGUCAGCUGAA
Molecule: messenger RNA, 2549 nt
Organism: Solea senegalensis (Senegalese sole)
Lineage: Eukaryota; Metazoa; Chordata; Actinopteri; Pleuronectiformes; Soleidae
Product: cyclin-dependent kinase 17-like
Exons: 18
Coding region: 322-1971 (549 amino acids)
Biological process (GO): protein phosphorylation; neuron projection development; exocytosis
Cellular component (GO): cytoplasm; nucleus; synaptic vesicle
Molecular function (GO): protein kinase activity; ATP binding
Source: RefSeq, a predicted model, not a curated record